Trichophyton rubrum CBS 118892 is the source of this 1796-nucleotide messenger RNA. RefSeq lists its product as uncharacterized. The record is from RefSeq and is a predicted model, not a curated record. The transcript is spliced from 2 exons. Bases 217 to 846 code for a protein of 209 amino acids. NCBI's taxonomy places the organism in Eukaryota, Fungi, Ascomycota, Eurotiomycetes, Onygenales, Arthrodermataceae. Gene Ontology annotation, biological process: mitochondrial electron transport, cytochrome c to oxygen.
GGACCAAUCAGAACAUAGCAAUUUCCACGCUGAGUCAGCACCACGGAAACUUUCGCAGCCAUAAUCAUCAAACCUCACAACAUCCCAACUUCGACUCUUCGCUCCUGCAAAAGCGUUGAUUUCAGGUCUUUCGCUCUCUCCUUCGGCCCCAGGAAUCAGACUCCAUCUACGCCUCUUCUCUCCUCUCUCUCCCCGUCUUCUUCCAAUUACCUCGCCAUGUCCUUCCGAGCCACCCCACGGGCCGUCGUAGGCGCCGUCCGCUCCGUCUCGACUACAUGCUCGAAUUUUGUUGCACGAAGCAAUCAGGCCUCACCAAUUGCUUGCCUCAAUGCCCGUGUGCCUGUCAGCAGCCAGCUUGCGUCUCCCUCCAAGCAGCAGAUUCGCUCUGCCUCGGAACACGCCAUUGCCAACCCUCACCUCGCUGGAAUCGAGAAGCGCUGGGAAGCCAUGCCUCCUCAAGAACAGGCUGAAUUGUGGAUGAAAUUGAGAGAUCGAAUGAAGGUUGACUGGAAGGAGAUGACUCUACAAGAGAAGCGAGCUGCUUACUGGAUCGCCUUCGGUCCCCAUGGCCCCCGUGCUGAGACCCCCAAGGGCGAGGGUGUGAAGGUCUUCGUCCAGCUAAUGAAGUACGUCGUUAUCUCUGCUGGUAUUUUCUAUGUCACCCGUCUCUUCGCCGGCAGCCCACCAAAGACCAUGACCAAGGAAUGGCAAGAAGCCACCAACGAAUACGCUCUGGUACGUCAAUACAUUUAUAUAUAUCCUAUCAAUGGCCUGCAAACAUACACUGACAUACUAUCCACCACAACAGAAAGAGAAGCUCGACCCCAUCACCGGUAUCAGCAGUGAAGGGUACUCUGGAAAGGGUUUCGUACAGAGCGCACCAGCUGGCAAAUAGAUUCGAUAACAUAAUACGAAUUUCCGCAAGGGGAAAAGAAAAGAGAGUGCCUUCUAUAAGGUAAAGAUGAAGACCUCUCUUCCAUUUUUUUCGUCAGUGUGCCCCGGGGUUUUUUUCUACAUCCUCGGACCUCGCCUUCCAGAUCUACUCAACUUGUGCAAUAUCAGAGAAAAACAAUUAAAACUGUAUUAAUGGAAUCGAACAACUGUAUAGUCUUUUCAUUUCCCUCCUUUCCCUUCAUAUCUUUCCCCUUUUUCCCUCUUUCUUGUUCUCGGUCUGUCGGAAGGGAGGAGUGCAUUGUCUCUAUCUCCUAGCAUAUAUCGAUGCUGCACACUGUCAGAAGAUGGAGGGUCUGGACCUCUGCUUUUCUUCUCCUGAUGAUAUUUCCCCUUCCACCAAACCGUGCAUCCUCUCUGUUUCCUUUGCUGUUCCGUCGUCUGUCUGUACCUCAUGUUCUAUAUAUAAAGCAAGUGUUAUCCUUUCAUUAUCUCAACCCUCUUGUGGCUCUCACCCUUGAGUUUGAUUCCAUCACUGUAUCAUUAUCAUUUCAACGAAUUUAACAUCGAGUUCUAGACACCGGUACCUGUUCUACUUUGACCCAAAAAACUUCGCGUAGAAUUUGCAUGUACUCGCUGGGGGAUGGCAAAGGGGCGAUAUAAAUAGUAAUCGUACGAUUCUACUAAAACUAACUUAAGUAGUUGCUUAACUAGCUAGUUGCCAACGAUAUCCGCCCUUCGCCUAGAUCCCAGAAACAACUCCGUGGGUGCUGGACAGCUUUUUAUAAUCGAUCCUGCGCUGUAUACAAUAUUCUUUUCGCCCUAUUUAAUUAACUGUAGCAACUGGCCCGGACCUGCAUAACAUCGCCAGCUAAAAAGAAAUCGCUCACGAAAAGAUAAGUCCG